UAGACUAAAACAAGUCAUGUGGAUAUACCAGUCUACCUCACUAACACAAGCAAAGACCAACCAUAAGUACGGACAAAGAGAAGAUGACGAUAGUCUCCUUAUUUCUAUAUAUGCGCUAGGACAAAUCCAAUGACCGCGUUUUUCUUCACUCAUUUCAUCGCUUCUCCCUCACAGUAACUAUAUAUACACCAAAUAAACACACAAUCUAAACAACCUUUCACCACCAUUCUUCAACCCUUUUGCUUCUGAAUCAACUCAAAGUCACCAUCAGAACGAUCGUCUCAUUUCUACGCAACAGCACUUAGGCGACAAUGGAGCGCAGAACCAUUGAUUUAGAUCAAGGUUGGGACUAUAUGCAGAAGGGAAUUACCAAAUUGAAGAGGAUUCUUGAAGGAUUACCAGAAACUCCUUUCAGUUCAGAGGAAUACAUGAUGCUGUACACAACCAUUUAUAAUAUGUGCACUCAGAAGGCACCCUAUGAUUUUUCACAACAACUUUAUGACAAAUACAAAGAGGCUUUUGAUGAAUACAUUAGAUCUACGGUUUUGUCUUCUGUAAGAGAAAAGCAUGAUGAAUACAUGCUUAGGGAGCUUGUCCAGAGAUGGUUAAACCAUAAGGUCUUGGUUAGAUGGCGUUCACGCUGCUUCCAUUAUCUUGAUCGCUACUUUGUUGCACGACGCUCCCUGCCUCCGCUCAAUGCAGUUGGGCUUUCUUGUUUCCGUGAUUUGGUUUAUAUGGAGGUGCGGGCAAAUGCUAGGAAAGCUGUGAUUGCUCUUAUUGACAAAGAACGCGAGGGCGAACAAAUUGAUAGAUCUUUGUUGAAAAAUGUUCUUGAUAUAUUUGUUGAGAUUGGUAUGGGUGAAAUGGAACGUUAUCAACAUGAUUUUGAGGUACAGAUGCUUGAUGAUACUGCUGAUUACUACAAAAGUAAGGCUACAAUCUGGAUUGAGUCUGACUCCUGUCCAGAUUACAUGCUAAAGGCUGAGGAUUGCUUGAGACGGGAGAGAGAUAGAGUGUCUAAUUACUUGCAUUCUAGCACUGAGCAGAAAUUGGUUGAGAAAGUGCAACAUGAAUUGCUGGUAAACCGUGCAAAUCAAUUACUUGAGAAGGAGCACUCUGGCUGCCGUGCCUUGCUUAGAGAUGAUAAGGUGGAAGAUCUCUCUAGGAUGUAUAGACUUUACCAUAAAAUACCUAAAGGACUGGAACCUGUUGCCAAUGUAUUCAAGCAGCAUAUUACAGACGAGGGUACAGCUUUGGUUCAACAGUCUGAAGAAGGUGCUAGCAAUCAGACUACAAGUGGUUCUGGCUUUCAGGAUCAAGUCCUUGUCAGGAAAUUCAUAGAACUACAUGACAAGUAUAUGACAUACGUUAAUGAUUGCUUUAUGAAUCACACACUGUUCCACAAGGCAUUAAAGGAAGCAUUUGAGGUAUUCUGCAAUAAAACUGUUGGUGGUAGUUCCAGUGCCGAACUAUUAGCUUCAUUCUGUGAUAAUAUCCUUAAAAAGGGUGGAAGUGAGAAGCUGAGUGAUGAAGCAAUUGAAGAAACACUUGAGAAGGUAGUCAAGCUGCUUGCUUAUAUCAGUGACAAGGAUCUCUUUGCAGAAUUUUACAGGAAGAAGCUUGCCCGUCGAUUACUUUUUGACAGGAGUGCCAAUGAUGAACAUGAGAAGUGUAUUUUGACAAAGUUAAAGCAGCAAUGUGGUGGCCAGUUCACAUCAAAGAUGGAGGGAAUGGUGGUAGACUUGACAUUGGCUAGGGACCAUCAGAUGAAAUUUGAUGAAUAUCUUCGUGACAACAAACAUGUAAAACCUGGAAUCGACUUGACAGUUACUGUUCUUACUACAGGAUUUUGGCCGAGUUAUAAGUCUUUUGAUCUCAACCUCCCUUCAGAGAUGGUCAAGUGCGUGGAAGUUUUUAAGGGCUUUUAUGAAACAAAGACAAAACAUAGAAAACUUACAUGGAUUUACUCGCUGGGAACUUGCAAUAUCAUUGGCAAGUUUGAACCAAAAACCAUUGAAUUAAUUGUCUCAACCUAUCAGGCUGCUGCCCUGCUACUAUUCAACACUGUCGAUAAGUUGAGUUAUUCAGAGAUUAUGACUCAGCUGAAUUUGACUCAUGAAGACCUAGUUAGAUUACUCCAUUCCCUGUCGUGCGCAAAAUAUAAGAUACUUAUCAAGGAGCCUAACACUAAAACUAUAUCCCAAAAUGACAGCUUUGAGUUCAAUUCCAAAUUUACUGAUAAAAUGAGAAGGAUAAAGAUACCUCUACCACCUGUUGAUGAAAGGAAGAAGGUUAUUGAAGAUGUUGACAAGGAUAGGCGAUAUGCUAUUGAUGCAGCAAUUGUGCGUAUCAUGAAAAGUAGAAAAAUUUUGGGCCAUCAACAAUUAGUUUUGGAGUGCGUUGAGCAGUUGGGCCGCAUGUUCAAGCCUGAUAUCAAAGCAAUCAAGAAGCGCAUUGAAGAUCUCAUCACUCGGGACUACUUGGAAAGAGAGAAAGAUAACCCGAACACCUUCAGGUAUCUGGCAUAGUGAAAGUUAGAUAUGUAUAGUGGCAUAAUUUGAGCAAGCUACUAAGAUAACUGAAUUGUCUGAAUAUGAUUCUUAAGAAUGGUUGAGAAAUUUCAAGGUUACAGAAUGCUGUAAAUGGCUGUAGUUGGUUUAGUGAUCAGACAAAUCUCACAAUCUAGUAGCAAUAUUUUUUGCAUACGUGGAGUUUGUUUUAGUUACUAUUUUAUUUUUGACCAUAUAUAGAAUAUAAUGCGACAAGAUAUUGACUAA
This is a messenger RNA of Cicer arietinum (chickpea), 2777 nucleotides long. RefSeq names its product cullin-1. Gene Ontology annotation, biological process: ubiquitin-dependent protein catabolic process. NCBI's taxonomy places the organism in Eukaryota, Viridiplantae, Streptophyta, Magnoliopsida, Fabales, Fabaceae. Gene Ontology annotation, molecular function: ubiquitin protein ligase binding. Gene Ontology annotation, cellular component: cullin-RING ubiquitin ligase complex. The record is from RefSeq and is a predicted model, not a curated record.